Molecule: messenger RNA, 23142 nt
Organism: Homo sapiens (human)
Lineage: Eukaryota; Metazoa; Chordata; Mammalia; Primates; Hominidae
Gene: RALGPS2
Product: Ral GEF with PH domain and SH3 binding motif 2
Exons: 21
Coding region: 15910-17661 (583 amino acids)
Biological process (GO): small GTPase-mediated signal transduction
Cellular component (GO): cytoplasm; plasma membrane
Molecular function (GO): guanyl-nucleotide exchange factor activity
Source: RefSeq, a predicted model, not a curated record
ACUCUCCUCCCCCGAGCGGCAGCGGCGGCGGCGGCGGCGGCUGCUGCGGGCGCUGAAUGAGAGACGGUGACUGUUCGGGUCGACGAGUGCUACUCUAGGCGGCGGCGGCCGUGGCGGUGAAGCGUGAGGCCGGCAUCGUCUUUCCGUCCUCUGAGGCGACGGCCGCGGCUGCACAGGUCGGUGGGCUCAGGCCGCGGGGCGGUGCGGGGGAGGGAGGGAGGGAGGGUGGGUACGCGGCGCCCCCCGGGCGGCGCGGGGAAUGGCGGCGGCGGCGCUGCGGAGUGUGGCUCUCCCGGCCGCGGGCCCCGGGGCUGCUCGCCCUGCGCGCAGGGAGGGGGCUGCGGAGCUGGGGCUGAGGCUGAGGGAGAAGGGCGCUGGGCGGCGCGCCUCCCUCGGCCGCGGGUUCUCAGAGUCGGAGCGGCCGUGGGGUCCCCGCUCGGGGGCGCCGUCCUGAAGCCGGGGGCGCUGCGACCCCUUGAACCCGCCUCGCUCUCCCUCUUGGGUGGCGGAAGCCCCCAGCCUCCGCCCGCUCUGUUCUGGCGCCCAGCGGCGCCUCAGUCUUCCUUCAGGUGAGCCCGAUCCCGGACCUCGGAGCCAGGACCAGCAGAAGCCGGGCCACACCCCCUCCCCUGGCCCUGGCGGCUGCGCCCAGAAGCCUGGCCGCAGAGUUGGCCGCCCGCGAACCCGCGGAGUCGCGGUCAGGGUGACCUGUUGCAGAGCGGCCCGCAGCCCGAGCGGCCCCCGCCAGCCCCGGCCCCGGAGGGGCUGCGUCCUGUGCUGGCCUCGGGCCGGGCGCGCGGGCCGGGUGUGGGGCAGGGGCCGCAGCCCCAGGUCGGCUUGCUCUACGGCCUGGAACCGGGCUCUAGAAAAAAAAGGAGAUUCCGAACGUAUCUCAUCAAACACUUGCAAAGCCGGGAGAUCUGUCUGCAAAUAUCCGGAAUUCCAUUGCAGUAUCGGAUUAGAUCGAUUCCUGUUCAAGUUUCUUUGAAGAUGACCAUCAGAAUUUUAGGAAACUUUUCAGCCCGUGUUUGCAGAGUAUCGCUGUUAGACAGAUCAUAGCUUGCUCAUUAUAAAGCCUGUUCCACUCAAGAUCAUUAUGCUUGUACAAGUGCUAUAGAACAAGUGCUAUAGAAUCAUACACAUAAGUGUAUUACUCUUACGGCUAAAUAUCUUAAUUUAGAAUUAUGAGGAAACUUCCAAAACUGAGCAUCCAAACAGUAUUAUUUUAACAAAGAUAACCUCUAACUCAAGCUUUGUAGGCAUGAAGUUUAUCAUGUAGCUUCAAAGGUCUUUUGAGGCAGAUCUAAAUAUCAAAAUGUAAGGGCAUUAAUGCCAUUUGGGAUAAACAAUUUCAGUGUAUUUAUUUUAAGCGUAGUUCAUUUUUUCUUUUUAAAAUUCAGCAUAAUUUUUGAACGGUAAGAUGUGCGUUUUUCCCAUUAUAUUCCACUUUUUUUUUUUUCCUUUUAAGAUAGGUUCUCCUUAUUUGGCUCAGGCUGGUCUCAGACUCCUGAGCUCAAGCGAUCCUCCCGUGUCAGGCUCCCAAGAAGCUGGGACUACAGGCAUGCGCCACUGUGCGUUAUUUCACUUUUCAUUGAAUUAAGGAAUUUGACUUUUAGUAAUACUUUGGGGCAGGACUCUGGAAAUACUGUUUAGUUUGCCUAAAUUUUUUCAGAUUGCAACGUAAGUUUGAAGAUAAUGCUUGCAUUGGCAGAACACAACGUGCUUUUCUAAUAUUUAUUAGUAAUACUAGAAAGAAUACAACAAAUUUUCCUGAGAGAAAACAUAACUGAAAAACUGGCUUUGUGAGUCAGAUACAUAUGUGAGUAAUAUAUUUUUGUGUGUGUUUUUAAAUACCUGGUACGAGUCUUUUUAUUACGUCAUUAGAGUUCAGUGUAGUGAAUGAUGGAUAUAUAGGUGAAAUUGUCCUGUUGCAACUUAAAACACUUAAGCUUUUUCCAGAGACUCAGUUCAUUCUGCACAUGUGUAUUGGGUACCUACUUGGUGCCAGUUAGUUCCCUAGAGGUUGGGGACACAACAGGGGAGACACAACAGGGCUUAUCAUUUAAGCCCUGAUGGGGCUUAAAUGAUAAGUGGGCAAAUAUGUUUGUUUAAAAGUUUAAGAAGUAGAAACUCCUCUGAUAACUUUUUGGUUAAGGAUAUUGUUUUUUUCUUUCUGAGAAUUGUGGGAAUUAUUGCCUAGCGAACAAAAACAUUAAGACAAUUGUUUUUAGAAUAUGCCUAUGUUUAUAUACUUUGGGUUUCUGGUUACCAAGUAUACCAAAGAUAAACAUUCUACCUGAAGUCAGAUGAUGCGUAGUUUACAUGUGGUUAGACAGCCUUAUUCUUUUGGUUUAUGUAGUUAAAUGAAUGUUUGCUGAAAAUAUUCUCUCGGCAUUUAUUUAUAAGGGAAUCUAAAUUUCUUUUUUGGUCUAAAAUUUUAAAAUAUCACCUUUUUAUUUCUGGCUGACUGUGAGUGAACCAAUUCCUUGAUAAUCUGCUUUUUCAGAAAUUUUUAAAUAACUUUUAAACCAUAAACCAAACUAUUAAUUGAAAUUUAUUGAAUCAAAUUUGUUUUCUUUUGUGAGUUAAACUUUAAACCCAUUUUCUCCGAAAGUAUGCUUUUUUUUUUUUUUUUGCUAUGUAAAAUAGGCACAUAGUUUGGGUUUACUUUUAAUUUUAAUGAUACACAGUUUGAGAAUAAGAUAUUGAAGUGUAUCCAUUUUUUGAAUAUGAGAUAUUUAUUGUGUAACGACUGUAUUUGGAAUAAAAUUGUCACUUUAAUAUGAAUACUUUUUUUUAAGUUAAUUUUCAAUGAAAGAUAAUUCAAAUAGCUUGAAACUACCCCAGCCUGAGUGAAGUUCCUUGGAGAGGAAAAUGAAUGUAUUGCAUUACCCUGUAAAUUGUUUCUUUAAAUGUGUCUUAAAUUUCCUAUUGAAUCCUUUUUAGUGAGAGAAUAAAGAUUGUGAUAAAUUUUAGUAACGUGGAAUUAAUCUGGAAUCUUUUUUGGUUUAAUGUCUUGAGCUUUUGAUUUAGGAAAACUUUUAACUACAUAAUAGAAAUAAAACACUGGAAUUUAAAAUGUGUUACAUUUACCUAUUCUAUGGAAAGAAAAAAGUUUGAAUAUAAAUUUACAUAGUCACUUUACUAAGUAGCUAGUUAGGGAUAUGGGAAGGAUCUAUAUAUACAUACAGUUAUAUGGAUAUAGCAGUGUUCAUAUGACUUAGCUUGAGGAAGCUUGGCCGUUUAUUUCAUUACAGAGAAACUUUUGGUACUGGCUUUUGAAUAAUACAUUGCUUUGGAGUGUGAAAGACUUGAAUCUCUCAUCUUGAAUUUAAUUGAUAGUUUUCUGUUAUUUCACUUACAUGACCUUUUUUUUCAGAACAGAUUUUCUUUAGUUUGAUUUCCUUUUGUUGUUCUUGCAGAAGUGUUUUCUGAAAACCUUAUUAAAUAGCAUCCCCCAUCAUACUCUGUGCCUUUGCCUUGCUUUAUUUAUUUAUUUUUACAUCAUUGGUUUAUCUGACAUUAAAACGUACAUUAGUUUAUUAUCUGCCUCCCUCUCUGAUUGUAAGCUUCAUGAGGACAAGGGCUUAUUUUGUACACUGUUCUCUUCCUAGCACCUAGAAAAGUAUCUGACACGUAGUGAUGCUCAGAUAUUUGUGGGGUAUUGUUAUUAAGUGAUCAAAGGACCCCUGGUUUUGUUCCUUUUUUAAAAAAAGAUUAAUAUUUGAUUUAUACAGCUGUGCAGUUAAAAAGAAAAUUGUACUACAAGGGUUAUACAGGUUGAGCAUCCCAAAUCUGAAAAUCUGAAAUCCAAAAUGCUCCAAAAUAUUAAACUUUUUGAGUGCCAGCAUGACUCUCAAAGAAAAUGUUCAUUGGAGCAGUUUGAGUUUUAAAUAUUUGGAUUUGGGAUGCCCAACUGGCAAUGCAAGUCUUCCAAAAUCUGACAAAAUCUGAAAUUCAACAAAAUUUGAAAUCUGAAUUUUUCUGGCCCCAAGCCAGGUACUCAGAUAACCUGUAAUUAAAACUCCGGUCCUCUGCCUCAUGUCUUUAUGACUUUCCCUCCUGUGUCCUGCUUUCAGAGCAACCAUAGGUGUUUCUUCUAUUUAUUUACAUAUUUAAAAAUUAUAUACUUUUACUGUUUGUUUUUCAGUUUUAUUAUUUAUUUAUUUAUUUUUUGAGACAGAGUAUUGCUCUAUCGCCCAGGCUGAAGUGCAGUGGUGCGAUCUUGGCUCAUUGCAGCCUCCACCUCUUGGGUUCAACUGAUUCUCCUGCCUCAGCUUCCCAGGUAGCUGGGGUUACAGGCAUGUGCCACCAUGCCUGACUAAUUUUUGUAUUUGUAGUAGAGACGGGUUUUCACCAUGUUGGCCAGGCUGUGAACUCCUGACCUCAAGUGAUCCACCCGUUCUCCCUGGCCUCCCUAAGUGCUGAGAUUACAGGUGUGAGCCACCAUGCCUGGCCCUGUUUUUCAGUUUUCCUGUUUUUCAAUUUUAGCUGUUGUCUGUUGGCUUUCUUCUGUGGUAGAUGAGUCUAUGCUUUAGGAUUCUUAUGCCACCUUGAAAUUUCUUUCCCAUGUCUUCCCAAUAUAGUCAUGCUUUUGAUUAAAUCAGCAUUCGUUGUUUACAUUAUUAUGAGUUUGUAAAUAUGUUUACAGUGGAACCUUACAGUGUACUAUGAUUAUAUUUCUUGGAGUUGAUUUCUUUUUAUUUCUUAGUUUCCUAUUUGUCUCUAAUUUUUUUUUCUACAAACUGUCCCAAUAUCAUCAAACAUCAGGUAAUUGACCCUUCAGUUUUAAAAAAAAAAAAUGAAAAUUCUUCUUGAACUAUCUUCUUGCUCAAAUCUGCACUUUUGCCUUCCACUUAUGCUGUGUAGCUAUAAUUGUGACUUCCCUUCAUCAUGAUUCUGAGAAUUCUGUUUUUUUUUUUGUUUUUUUUUUUGAGACAAGAGUUUUGCUCUUGUUGCCCAGGCUGGAGUGCAAUGGCGUGAUCUCGGCUCACCACAACCUCUGCUUCCCGGGUUUAAGCGAUUCUCCUGCCUCAGCCUCCCAAGUAGCUGGGAUUACAGGCAUGUGCCACCACACCCAGCUAAUUUUGUAUUUUUAGGAGAGACGGGGUUUCUCCAUGUUGGUCAGGCUGGUCUCGACCCAACCUCAAGUGAUUCGCCCACCUCAGGCUCCCAGAGUGCUGGGAUUAUAGGCGUGAGCCACUGCGCCUGGCUGAUUCUGAGAAUUCUUUUUGCCAUUUUCCUGUGAUCUCUGGAUCCAUAUCCUCCGCUUUCUUGAUUUACUCCUUUGUUUUGGUGAAAUGCAUCCUUUGGUAACUUUCAAGAAAGAGUAUAUGAAGAGGUAAAAUUUGUGAGAUGUGUGUAUUGCUGAAAAUAUUUUCCUUCUACCUUGACACCUGGUUGAUAAUAUGGCAGGGAUAGGUAUAGAAUUCCAAGGUAAAAAUCAUCUUCAAAUUUAGCAGAUGAUUAUACUUUUCUAGUUGUUUUGGUUUUUUUUUUUUUUUUUUUUUUUUUUUUUGAGACAGAGUCUCCUCUGUCCCCCAGGCUGGAGAGCAGUGAUAUGAUCUUGGCUCAGUGCACCCUCCACCUCCUGGGUUCAAGUGAUCCUCCUGCCUCAGCCUCCUAAGUAGCUGGGAUUACAAGCAUGCGCCACCACACCCAGCUAAUUUUUGUAUUUUUGGUAGAGAUGGUGUUUCACCAUGUUGGCCAGACCAGUCUCAAACUCCUGACCUCAAGUGAUCCGCCUACCUCGGCCUCUCAGAGUGCUGGGAUUACAGGUGUGAGCCACUGUGCCUGGCCUGAUUUUCUAGUUUGAAGUGGUUGUUGAAAAGUCUUAUGCCAUUCAAAAUCUUCAUCCUUCAUAUGUGACCUGGCCCUACGAUCUUUUGUCUUCAGUAUAUCUGCUAUGUCCCUGAUAUUUUAUGUAUCUUGUAUUGACUUUACUUUAUUUCUUCUACACUGAAUUUAGUGGGCGCUUUCAACCAGCAGUGUCCAUGAUUAUAUGGAGAGGAGAUAUGAUCUAGUUUAGAGGUCAGCAGACUUUUUCUUUGAAGGUUAGGUAGUAUUUUAGGCAUUUUGGGCAAUACAAUCCAUUACUGCUACUCAGCUUUGCUGUUGUCUAGUGAAAUCAAGCAUAAGCAGUGUGGGACUGUGGUUUGCUGACACCUGAUCUUAUACAAGCAGAAGGAUUAGCCUUUGCUUCACCAGGAGUAGGGAGAGUUACUAUAGAAAUAGGAGAGAAGACAAAGUAUAUGGAUAGACACAUGAUGGUGGUAGCUUGAGAACGUUCUCAUGAGUGUUUCAAUUUACCUUUGUGUAUAGAGGCCAAGCUCAUCAUCUGAGAGUAAGGAAGAAUGGGAAUAUGUAUUAGAGGUUUGAGAAGGAAUAAUACAUGACAUAGUCACUUGUCAAAGAGUAAAAAAGUGAAUAGAAGAGGGAGAGUAUGAUUGCCAGGCAGCAGUAAGGGCUCACUUGAGAUACAUGGUUCUGAAUUUUAUGUUCCUGAUUUAUUUUAUUUAUUUAUUUAUUUAUUUGAGACAGAGUCUCACUCUGUCGCCUAGGCUGGAGUGCAGUGGCGCGAUCUCGGCUCACUGCAACUUCCAUCUCCUGGGUUCAGGUGGUUCUCCUGCCUCAGCCUCCCAAGUAGCUGGGACUACAGUUGCGUGCCACCACAUCCGGCUAAUUUUUUGUUUUUUUAGUAGAGACAGGGUUUCACCAUGUUAGCCAGGAUGGUCUCAGAUCUCCUGACCUCGUGAUCUGCCCAUCUUGGCCUCCCAAAGUGCUGGGAUUACAGGCGUGAGCCACCACACUCGGCCAUGUUCCUGAUUUUAAUAGGAGUACCUUUAAUAUUUCAUCAUUAAUUAUAAUGCCUUACUAUUGGUUUUGAUAAAUAACUUAAGACUUUUGGUAGAUAUGAUUAAGAAAUGCUUUGUCAUACUAGUUUUCUAAGUUUUUUUUUUUUUUUAAACAUAAAAUGUUGAAUUCAUCAAGUGCUUUUUCUUUGCAGGUAGAGAUCAUCUUUUCCAUUAAUCUGUUAAUAGGAUGUAUUACAUUAAUAGAUUAUCUCCUGUUGAACCAUCUUUGCAUUCCUGAGUUAAACCCUAUUUAGCUGUGGUGCAUUUUUUCACCCACACGGCUGAAUUUGACUUGCUGGUGUCUUAGAGUUCUUUAAGAUCUACAUUUAUCAGUGAGGUUUACAUGGGUAUAUUUUGAAUUCAAAGUUUCGCUGACUUCAUGAAAUCAGUUGUAAAGCUUUCUUUUUUUUCCCCCAUUAUCAGAAAUAAUUCUGUAACGUAGGGAUUCUUUGUUCCUUGAAGGAACUAUAGAUUUAAUAUGAAAGUUUCUAAAACAAAACAUGGAAAAAUAUCUGUAUGACCCUGUUGGAGGCAAAGGCUUUUUAAACCAGGAUGCAAAAAGUACUAACCAGAAAAGAAAAGACUGUAUUUCAUUAAAUAAGAACAUCUACUCAUUAAACAAUACUAUUAAGAGAAGGAAAAGGCAAGUAACACACUGGAAAAGGUGUUUGCAAUACUUAUAUCUGUCAGAGGACUUAUAUAUAGAGUAUAUUUAAAAGUAUGCAAACCAAUGCAAAAGAAUCAGGCAACCCAGUUUUAAAACAAAUGGACAAAAGACUAGAACAGGUAUUCAGAAAAUGAAUUGUUCAGAUGGCCAAGGUUAAAAAGUACUGAUACAUAAUUUUUAGAAAACCGCAAAUUAAAACUACAAUGUGAUGCCACUGCAUACCCACCAGAAUGGUGUUAGUUAAAAAAUCUGAAAUACAAAGUGUUGGCAAGAAUGUAGAGCAUUUGGAACCCUUAUACAUUUCAAGUGGGUUUGAAAAUUGGUACAGCCACUUUGGAAAAUUCUUUGGCAGCAUUUGCCUAAAACUGUAUCUGUAUAUGCUCUGUGAUCCACCAGUUUCAUGUCUGGGGAUAGACCUGAUAGAAAUCAGUAUAUGUGUGCAUCAGAGGACAUGUACAUUAGAAGAAAACAUAGGGGUAAAUCUUUAUGACCUUGGAAUAGGUAAAGGAUUCUUACGUAUGACACAAAGUGACACCAAAAGCAGGAGCAACAAAACAAGCAAGAGGUAAAUUGAACUUAAAAAUUAAAUUUUUUGUGCUUCAAAGGAUGCCAUCAAGAAUGUGAAAAGACAAUACACAGAAUUGGAGAAAAUAUUUGCAAGUCAUAUCUAACAAGAAACUUGUAGUCAGAAUGUAUAAACACUCCUAUAACUCAAUAAUAAAAAGACAACUCAAUUUAAAAACAGGCAAAGGAGCUGAAUAGAAAUUUCUCAAAGAUAAACAAGUGGCCAAUAAGCACAUGAAAACAUGCUCGACAUUAUUAGCUAUCAGGAAAAUGAAAUCAAAACCGCAGUGAGAUACCGCUUCACACCACUAGGAUGACUUGAAUGAAAAAGUUAGAUAAUAAGUGUAGGCAAGGAUGUUAAGAAAUUGGGAUCCUCAUACACUUGUGGGAAUGUAAAUGGAUGUGGCUUCUUUGGAAGACCAUGUGGCACUUCUUCAAAUAAUUUAACGUAGCAUUACCAUACGACCCAGCAGUUCCUCUCCUAGAACAGCAGAUAGAGGUAGAAAACAGAUAAGUGGCUUAGGCCAGUAGCAGGGGUAAGGGGGUGGUAGCUAAAGGGUAUGGAUUUCUUUCUGAGAUGAUGAAAAUGUUCUAAAAUUGACCGUGUUGAUGGUUGUACCUCUGUGAAUAUGCUAUAAACCAUUGACUUGUACAUUUUAAAUGGGUGAAUUGUAUGGUAUGUGAAUUAUAUCUCAGUAAAGCUGUUAAAGAUAGGAAAAAUAAUCAGUGAUGUGACAGUGUUGCCAUAAUAUUUGAGAAGAGCAAGAUGCAGAGGGAUAUACCAAGUAUUUGUAUGAAGCAAACAACUCCGAAACCUUUAUGUCUGUAUGUGUUUCGAUGAUUCUGUAAGGUGGAAAAUGUUGCACACUAAAUGUAAAUGUUUGUUUUCUUGUUGGUCUAAAAUAGGGAGAGGGAGAGAAAAAAGGGAAAAAAUAACUAAAGGUGUUGAUUUAGAAAAAGGAUAGCAUGUAUAGCAAGAUCUCAGUUAUGUGAACUAUAAAUGUUAAAAAUGUUGAGUAGUUUGUGUGGUGGGAUAGCAGAUCUUUUUUUCUUUAUUAUUUUCUGGUUGUUUGAUCUUUUUUAUUUUAUAAUAGAAGUAGUUAAAAUGAUAUUAAGAGGCAAUAAAAUAAAAAUAAGUUAUGAAACCGCCAAAACCAUAGCAAACAGGGCAUGUCCAUAGCAGCUUCGUGAUCACUUCCAGCUGGAAACAACCCAAAUGUCUGUCAACAACAACAAAAAAAGGGGAUAAAUAAUUUGUGGUAUAGCCUUAUAGUAUAACACUGUACAGUACUGGAAAAGAAUGAACUAUAGCUAUACUCAGCAAACAUGGGUGACUAUCACAGAUAAAAUGGUGAGCAAAAGAAACCAGACACAAAAGAGUACGUACUCCAUGAAGUCAUACUCCAUGACUUCAUUUACAUAAAGUUUAGGGCAAGGUCAAACUCAUGUAUGGUGAUAGAAGCAUGAGCAUGGUGUUUAGGAGUUGGGGCUGGAAAGGUAAGAGGAACAACAAAGAGGGACCUUCUAGAGUGCUAGAAAUGUCUAUAUUUUCUUUUUCUUUUCUUUUUUUUUUUUUUUUGAUGCUGUAGCCCAGGCUGGAGUGCAGUGGCGUGAUCUCAGCUCACUGCAACCUCUGCCUCCCAGGUCCUGCUUCAAGCAGUUCUCCUGCCUCAGCCUCCCAAGUAGCUGGGAUUACAGGCACGUGCCACCAUGCCCAGCUAAUUUUUGUAUUCUUUUUUUUUUUUUUUUUUUUUAGUGAUGGGAUUUCACCAUAUUUGAUUGGUGGUUACAUGGGUGUCUACAUUGUAAAAUUCAUCACACAGAAUACCUUAGAUAUAUGUACAUUAUAUUUGUACAUGUAUCUCAAAAGUAAAAAAUGAAACCAUAAAAAAUAAAAAUAAGCAAAAAAAUUAUUGUACUUAUUUAAAAGUAUUUGUAUAUUUCUGGGGAUAAUUGUAUUGCAUUCAAAGAUAGUUUCUACUAUCAUUUUUAAUGGUAGCAUUGUAUUGUGUGAAUGUAUCAUUAUUUAAACUCUUGAGCAUUUAGGUUGUUUCUUUUAGAUAGUAUAACAGUGAUAGAGUUAACAUCUUUUUUUAUAGCUCUUCCUGUACUUACAUAAUUUCCUUUUGAUGAAUUCCUAAAAAGGGAGUUAUUUGGAGGUUAAGUAUGUUUGCAUACUCGCUUAUGGUGUACAUGUUUGUUUCUCUAUGCCCUUAAUCACUUGGCAGUUAGCUUUAAAAACGUAUAUAUGUUGAUGUGUUAUGUAAUAAGUGCUCUGUGUUUUAAUUUGUGGGUUGUUUUUUUUUUUUUUUUCUGAGACAGAGUCUCACUGUGUCGCCCAGCCUGGAGUGCAGUGGUGAUCUCGGCUCACUGCAGCCUCCGCCUCCUGGGUUCAAGAUUCUCCUGCCUCAGCUUCUCAAGUAGCUGAGAUUACAGGUGCCUACCACCAUGCCUGGCUAAUUCUUGUAUUUUCAGUAGAGUCAGAGCUUCACCAUGUUGGCCAGGCUGGUCUUGAACUCCUGACCUCAAGUGAUCCAGCCACCUCGGCCUCCCAAAAGUGCUGGGAUUAAAGAUGUGAGCCACUACACCCAGCCUUAAUUUGCAUUUUAAACGUUUUCAAUGAAAGUACUGUUUUCAUAUGUGUGAUAUUAUACUACUUUCUCCAAUUUUCUCUUCACAUCCUACCCAUUCUUUUUGCUCAAUCUUUUAAGUCUUUUAAUGAAAUAGUUAUACAAAAAAGUGUAUAGAGUCAGGUGCGGUGGCUCACACCUGUAAUCUCAGCACUUUGGGAGGCCAAGGUGGGCGGAUUGCUUGAGCCCAGGAGUUUAAGACCCAGCCUGGGCAAUGUGGUGAAACCCUGUCUCUACAAAAAAAUGCAAAAAAUUAGCCAGGUAUGGUGGUGUGUGCCUGUAGUCCCAGCUACUCAGGAGGCUGAGGCUGGAGAAUUGGAGUCCGGGAGGUCAAGGCUGCAGUGGCCAUGAUCGAGCCACUGCACUCCAGCCUGGGCAACAGAAGGACACCCCUGUCUUAAAAAACAAAAAGCAUAUGAAGACUAAUACAGUUAAUCCCUAACUUAAGAAAUUAACCAAUGCAGUUGAAGCACCCUACUAGUUCACAUUAAUGUGUAAGAAGUCUUUAUGUAUUAAAAAUAUUAACUCUUUGUCUCUUGUUUUACUUUUCCUUGUUUUAUCUUUUGUUACCCAACUUACUGUAUUUCAUUGAAUCUAAAAUGGCUUCAGUUGCAAGAUGCACUAUUUAUGUACAUCUAAAAAUAAGAAUAUGGCAUUCGAAUUUAAGAGGCAUCUUAAUUUCAGAGAUUUUAAAAGGUAAGAAAAUGCACAUCUAAGAAUUGAUGAAAUACAUGUAUUUCACUGUCUUGCGCCUUUUUUCUUUUUGAGAUGAAGUCUUGCUCUGUCGCCCAGGCUGAAGUGCCGGUGGCAUGAUCUUGGCUCACUGCAACCUCUGCCUCCCAGGUUCAAGCAAUUCUCUGCCUCAGCCUCGCGAGUAGCUGGGAUUACAGGCGCCUGCCACCACGCCUGGCUAAUUUUUUUGUAUUUUUAGUAGAGACGGGGUUUCACCAUCUUGGCCAGGCUGGUCUUGAACUCCUGACCUCGUGAUCCACCUGCCUCGGCUUCCCAAAGUGCUGGGAUUACAGGCAUGAGCCACCGCACCUGGCCAGCGCCACCUUUAAUCAGAUGAUCAAUCUCUUCUUUUGUUUCUGUUUCUACUGUGAGUCCUAGAUAGCCUUUCCUAUGUCAGAAUAUAUUUUAAAAUUCACCUAUGUUUACUUCUAGUAUUUUUAUGGCUUAAAUAUUUUUCAUUUUUAAUUCAUCUUAUUUUAAUGUAAGAUCUAAUUUUUGUCUUUUUACCCAAAUGGUUAAACAAUUGUCAAAAAGUUAAAUGACAUUAAUGAUUUUUUUUCCUUUUGAGAUAGGGUCUCACUCUCUCACCCAGACUGGAUUCCAAUGGCAUGAUCACAGCUCACUGCAGCCUUGACCUCCCAGACUUAAGUGAUCCUCCUGCCUCAGCCUCCCAAGUAGGUGGGACUACGGGUGCACACCACCACCCCUGGCUAAUUUUUUUGUUUUUUUGUAGAGACAUAGUCUCUACUUUGUUGCCUAGGCUUGUUUCAAACUCCUGGGCUCAAGUAAUCCUCUUGCCUCAGACUCCCAAAGUGCUGGGAUUACAGCAUGAGCCACCACGCUUGACCACAAUAAUGAUUUUUGAACAAGUAGUGAUAUGCUCAAAUGUGCUGGCUAGGAACACAAUAUGGCUAUAGAUUUUGGUUAGGUCUAGUCAAAAAUUAUCAGUUUUAUUUUCUAAUAGAUGGAUAUCUUUUUUUUUUUUUUUUUUUUUUUGAGUUAGAGUCUCACUCUGUCGCCCAGGCUGGAGUGCAGUGGCACGAUCUUAGCUCACUGCAACAUCCACCUCCCAGGUUCAAGGUACUCUCCUGUCUCAGCCUCCCAAAUAGCUGGGAUUACAGGCACAUGCCACCAUGCCUGGCUGAUUUUUUGUGUUUUAGUAGAGACAGAGUUUCACCAUGUUGCCCAGGCUGGUCUCGAACUCCUGAGCUUAGGCAGUCCACCCGCCUUGGCCUCCCAAAGUGCUAGGAUUACAGGUGUGAGCCACUGCCGUCGGCUAAUAGUUGUAUAUCUUAAAUUUGCAUUGAAAGGAAUGUGAAUGUCAAAACUAAAUUUCAAUUUUAUGUUUCCUUAAAUUUCUAAUAAGUAUCUACAUGUUUUUGGGAUCAGCCAUAUAAUUUACUAAGCUAAAAUUAAAUAAAUUUUUUAAGGAUAGACAAUGGUUAUAAUUCUUUGAUGAAAGUCUGUAUGAAUCUGGGCAAGUUACUUAAUUUGUUUAACAUUCAGCUUUUUUAUUUGUAAUUGGGUAUAAUAGUGCCUUCUCAUAGGAUCAUUGUAAGGAUUUCUUUUACUCUUUCUUUCAGAAUUUUGAAGAUCAAGUGUAAUUAUAGCCCAGAUUCUGUUGCAUCUGUGGUUAUUCUAGAUCUCUAGGGUUACUGGAGUAAAUUAUUCGUUAUACCUCUUCCAGUCCUGAUUUAGAUUUCCAGGAUUUGUCUAGAACAUUUUUUUGCCUUCUGGAAUUAGCUUACAUGACAAAUCUGUAUGUUUUCUGUUGCUUUUCUUAAGCUACACUUUUGUGUAUGUGCUGAAAUCUUUAUAGAUAGUUUAGGGGUUUGUAGGUGGGUGAUUAGUAAGUUUUUUCUUUUUUUUGCAAUUUUGAUAUGCUGAUAUAUUUUUGUAUGUUUUUGUAGUUUAGAUCCUAUCUCUUAAAGCUAGAGGGACAGGAAUAAGUCUACUUAAAGAGCAACAUUUUGAGGAUAUCUUAUGGAUAAGAAACUCUGCUUCUGACUUGCUUAUUUUGGCCACUGGCAUUUUUAAAUGUUUUCUUGUAAGCACAGUACUUGAGAGUGUUAUCAUAAAAGUAUUGUUGUUCAUGUCUUCUUGGUCAGAGACAGUCUUAUAUGUGAAACCACAGUAAAUAACAUAAAACAAUAUGUUGUUUUGUGUCAGAUUGAAGAGCAUUAGCAGGUCACAGAAGAAGAGGCUCAGUGAGGACAGGAGUGGUCCUUAAGGAAUGUGUUUCAUUUAUGUGGAAAGAACAUACUGAUUGUUGAAACAGCAUGACUCAAGAUGUGGCAACCAGAACUAGGUGUUGUUGGCACGAUUUGGAUUGAAGGGUUUGUUUGGGAUGUGGCGGGAAAUACAGUACCUUUGAUGAGGUGGGACUAAAUAUUCAGCCCUUAGAAAUGAAGCAGGGGAAAUUAGAAUUGAAAUGAUAGUACAUAUUGUUAUUCACUAACUUAGCGUGUCACUCUGUUUCCUUUCUUCAAGAGAUCCAAAAGGUGACAGAUAGAACUCAUUGCCAAAAGGUUUUUAAAGAUAACCACUUUGAAGGUUUGGACUUAAGGGAACAGGCAGUACUAAUUGAAGCCAUCUGUGCUGCACUUGUUUAUCUAAACAGUUUGGACAGCUGAACUGGCUGUAGGAAUGAAGUCAACAAACCUAGCCACCUCAUCUGCUUCAUUCCAAUAUGGCCUAACAGAUAUAGCUAUAAGGAUGAAUAGGGUCAUUGAUACUACUUCUAACUCUGAGCGGUAUUUGAAAUAAUAGAUAAUAGUGGGUUUUCCUCCUCAGUUGUGGUACUCUUGAAUGGAGUAUGGCAACCUUUGACUUAAUAAUCACUGGACCUGUAUUUCAUGUCUUGUGUGAUGCUGUAAAUUAUAUGAUCCCCUUAGUAACAACCAAAUUUUGUAUUUAUAACUACUUAACUACUAUAACUAAGUAGAUUAGAAAUCCUGGCAAGACUUUUGAGUCCCAGAGUAGUAGUGAUUUAUCUGAGUCAGUAUCCUAGAUAUGUCAUUUAUAAUUCUGGCUUGCCCACAGUUCCUUUGGAGGAAAUCUGCUUUUUCUACAGUACAUUGCAGAAGAACAGACCUCAAUAGCUAUUUUUUUAACCAUAUAAAACUGUAUUGCAGUGGAUUGGUCCAGCAGUGGGCAUUUGACCUAAGGGUUGCUAAUCCAUCAACCACCUGGGAAAAUUUAUAUAGUCAGUUAUAGAAAACAUGGAGUUAAUUUACCAUUGAACCAUGGGAGCUGAAGCUGCAAAGAUGUGUUGGUGUAGAGUCCUGUAAAACUAAAGUUUAAGGGAAUGGAAAGUAGAUGUAAGCAGAAGCUAUGAAUUACAGAAAUGAUAAAGGAGAUGAGGAAGCCAUUUGGUAACUAUAAAAGAGUAGGGCAUGUGUGCUGAGAGAAGUGCAAAAUUCUGAGAGAAACCAUGUGGUUUGAGAGAGAGGUAUGGAACAUGAGAGUGAAGAUUCUAGUUUCUGGCACUGUAGAUACUGUUCUUCCUUUAGUACUUCUGUGGCUCCUGCCCUUCUUGAGACUGCAUUCAUUCCUCCCCACCCCCAGGAAAGAUUGUAGGCUUUGGUGUCAGACAUUUGACAUUAGAAUUCUGGCUUUUUUACCAGCCCCUGCAACCUUGGGCAAAUCGCUUAAACUCUCUGUCUCAUUUCUCAUCUGUAAAAUGAGCAUCAUAACAAUACUUCUCACUGGGUUGAUGUGAGGAUUAAGUGAGAAUGACACAUGGAAAGCUUAGAACAAUGCUAAGCGUAUAACAGAUGUUCAAUAAAUAGUAUCAUAUAUGUAAUGAUAUUUGAGGUAAUUUGAUUUUUUUGCAACUAAGAGUCUAACUAUAGUUAAUCUCCUUACUGAUUCACUUGGAGCAGAGUAACCUUGUGUGGGAGCUGUGUAAACAAGAUAAGGUAUAGGGAGUUAGAAAAUAUUGUCUUAUACAGUGUGAAUAAUAAUACACUGAGCAUUUAAUAGAUGCUUGGUGUUCUAAGCAUUUUACCUGUAUUAACUCAUUGGAUGUUUCUGUUACUUUCAUUGUAAAGAUAUAGAAACUGAGGCACAGAGAGGCUAACCAACUUGCCCAAGGUUAUACAAUAUGUAACGGGCAGAAAUAGAAUUCAAACCCAGGUGGUCCAGUUACAGAGUUUUAAUUUUUAAAUAUCUAAUUCCUUUUCAAUUCUUUCUUUUUAAAUGAAGCUAAGGAGGAGGUCUCAGUUUGUUGUUACUGUUUCUUUUAUGUUUUUCUAGUACUUGCUUCUCUCCCAUUUUGACAAAGACAUAGUAUACCUCAGGUCUAGAAACAAGAUGUGAUUCUUGGUAAAGUUCCUGUACUGUACAUGAAGUGGUAUAUCACCUGAAGGAAGACCAUGGAAUAAUGUAUUUGUGGCCUUGGACAUGAGGCAGUCAGUCCUCUGUUGCUGUUAACAUAAGGUCAGGGACUGAUGAGGAAAGCAUGGACCUAAUGAACGGGCAGGCAAGCAGUGUCAAUAUUGCAGCUACUGCUUCUGAGAAAAGUAGCAGCUCUGAAUCCUUAAGUGACAAAGGCUCUGAAUUGAAGAAAAGCUUUGAUGCUGUGGUAUUCGAUGUUCUUAAGGUUACACCAGAAGAAUAUGCGGGUCAGAUAACAUUAAUGGAUGUUCCAGUAUUUAAAGCUAUUCAACCAGAUGAGCUUUCAAGUUGUGGAUGGAAUAAAAAAGAAAAAUAUAGUUCUGCACCAAAUGCAGUUGCCUUCACAAGAAGAUUCAAUCAUGUAAGCUUUUGGGUUGUUAGAGAGAUUCUUCAUGCUCAAACAUUAAAAAUUAGAGCAGAAGUUUUGAGCCACUAUAUUAAAACUGCUAAGAAACUGUAUGAGCUGAAUAACCUUCAUGCACUUAUGGCAGUGGUUUCUGGCCUACAGAGUGCCCCAAUUUUCAGGUUGACUAAAACAUGGGCGUUAUUAAGUCGAAAAGACAAAACUACCUUUGAAAAAUUAGAAUAUGUAAUGAGUAAAGAAGAUAACUACAAAAGACUCAGAGACUAUAUAAGUAGCUUAAAGAUGACACCUUGCAUUCCCUAUUUAGGUAUCUAUUUGUCAGAUUUAACAUACAUCGAUUCAGCAUACCCAUCAACUGGCAGCAUUCUAGAAAAUGAGCAAAGAUCAAAUUUAAUGAAUAAUAUCCUUCGAAUAAUUUCUGAUUUACAGCAGUCUUGUGAAUAUGAUAUUCCCAUGUUGCCUCAUGUCCAAAAAUAUCUCAACUCUGUUCAGUAUAUAGAAGAACUACAAAAAUUUGUGGAAGACGAUAAUUACAAGCUUUCAUUAAAGAUAGAACCAGGGACAAGCACCCCACGUUCUGCUGCUUCCAGAGAAGAUUUAGUAGGUCCUGAAGUAGGAGCGUCUCCACAGAGUGGACGAAAAAGUGUGGCAGCUGAAGGAGCCUUGCUCCCACAGACACCGCCAUCCCCUCGGAAUCUGAUUCCACAUGGACAUAGGAAGUGCCAUAGUUUGGGUUAUAAUUUCAUUCAUAAAAUGAACACAGCAGAAUUUAAGAGUGCAACGUUUCCAAAUGCAGGACCAAGACAUCUGUUAGAUGAUAGCGUCAUGGAGCCCCAUGCGCCAUCUCGAGGCCAAGCUGAAAGUUCUACUCUUUCUAGUGGAAUAUCAAUAGGUAGCAGCGAUGGUUCUGAACUAAGUGAAGAGACCUCAUGGCCUGCUUUUGAAAGGAACAGAUUAUACCAUUCUCUCGGCCCGGUGACAAGAGUGGCACGAAAUGGCUAUCGAAGUCACAUGAAGGCCAGCAGUUCUGCAGAAUCAGAAGAUUUGGCAGUACAUUUAUAUCCAGGAGCUGUUACUAUUCAAGGUGUUCUCAGGAGAAAAACUUUGUUAAAAGAAGGCAAAAAGCCUACAGUAGCAUCUUGGACAAAAUAUUGGGCAGCUUUGUGUGGGACACAGCUUUUUUACUAUGCUGCCAAAUCUCUAAAGGCUACCGAAAGAAAACAUUUCAAAUCAACAUCCAAUAAGAACGUAUCUGUGAUAGGAUGGAUGGUGAUGAUGGCUGAUGACCCUGAACAUCCUGAUCUCUUCCUGCUGACUGACUCUGAGAAAGGAAAUUCGUACAAGUUUCAAGCUGGCAAUAGAAUGAAUGCAAUGUUAUGGUUUAAGCAUUUGAGUGCAGCCUGCCAAAGUAACAAACAACAGGUUCCUACAAACUUGAUGACUUUUGAGUAGAAGCCUGAGAAAAAAAGAGAGGUGAACUGUUGCUUCUACGUGAGCAUGAGGACCUGAUAAAAGAGCGCCAGCUAUAAACCAUCCUGUGCCAGGAAGAGCCCAGAGGCUCUGUCUCAGUCGUUGGAGUUCUCAACCAAAAAAGCACUAAUUUCAGGGAAUGAUUUGAGAUAUUCCCAGAGAACAAAUUGGAGUUGCAAAACAAACUGCCAUGAACCAUGCUUCUUAUCUCAGAACUGACCUGUGGAAACCACUGCCUUAAAAGAAUGAAAGGAAAACCAACAUGAAACACCAAAUAGUGUGUGUGAAUCUUCUGGCGGUGCUGUGCUUGGAAUAGAUCGUAGCUAAUUUGCAUUUCUUUUAACUUUGUAAUAAUUUUAGAGGGGGGAAUUGCCUUUUUUAGAUAUGCUUUAAAAAGGAAAAACAUACUCUUGUGGAUUCCAUCAGGAGCUGGUUUUGAACCGAGGUGAAGAGACUUAGCAGGGAUUGUACCAGCAGCCCACCUGCAAGGUUUGUUCUCCCUCUAGUAGUCUGCAACCUCACUGGCUUUCUCACAGCAAGAGUGUAGGAAUGAGAAAUGUUAGUCAUGUGAGUUCUUGGGUUUGUUUGGGAUUGGGUGGGGGUGUUUGUUUUGUUUUGGAUGAGGGGAGAAUUUUUUUAAACACUAAACUUCUGAAAUGUAGUACUGUAAGGGGAACAUUAUUUCCUGCAGGAGGUACAAAGGCUGUGUGUUCAUUUGCCAGACGCUUUUUUUUUAAAUAGGUUCCAGAAAACAUGGUUGUUUCUAACUAGGGUUAAAGUUUAGCUUUCUAUAUGAAUUCAUUGUUGGACCACAGAUCUGCUUAAGUAAAGAGCUAUAAUCCCAACCUAAACUUUUCUGAGAUUUUACAAUAAUUAGAUCUUUUUCCAAGUUAAUUGGGUUUUCCCUUCUCCCAGUCAUAGGUGGUUUUUAUCAUCAAGACAGACUGAUAUUUUGUCAGGAUAUUUUCUUUUACAGUGUUUGAUGUGCAUAAUGCCAGAGUUAUUUUUUUAUUAUUCAUUUUCUCUCUUUUUGUUCAAUAUGAGAUUCAGGAUCAUAUUUGUUUAAAAGGUAACACAUAGAGAUGUAUGUAUAUAUUUUGUUAUAAGACAUACAAAAUAAUUUUAAGAGGGAUAAAGGUGAAAAUAUCAGAUUCUGGAAAUUUUAAGUAUCUAAACUUUAUACUUGUAUGAUUUACCAUAAACAUACCAAAACAUUUUUCUGAAAAUUUACUGUCGGUCUCUGACAUGAAACCGUAUUUUGUCAGUAGUUGACCAAGCAGUUUUAUGAGAACUCUUCUAUGCAAUGAUGCAUUUAAUUUCUAAAGUAAAUGUUGAAUUAUUAAAAAAAAAGUUUGAAGGUAAGAUGCCUUAGAAUUUUAAUGAAAAAUGACACUCAAACAAAGGCUAUAUGUCGAAUGUUAUAAACUCUUGAGACAUAAUGAAUUUUAGCAGUGGCCUAGAGUAAGGUAAUGCUUUGUGACUGAUAUCUACUAAUAGACUUCUGUUACUUUGGGCCUCACAUAAAAUUUCUCACAUUCGUAUUCUUAGAGAAUUUUAUACUUUUUUAUUAUAAGUAUUUUGCCCUUGAGUCCAUGAAACUUCAAUAGAAAAUAUUGCUUAUACAAUAAUUAGCUUAAAAUCCAUCCAAAGGAAAAGAGAAGAGCUUUUUUUGAGUGUUAAGUUUUUUAAUUUAGUAUUCUGUUUGGAAAAGAUGUUAAGAGUUCAAAUAUGCUUCUUAUGUAACAGAAAUACCAUUAUUUCUGGGGUUUAGUGACACAGGCUGGAGAGGACAAAAGUUUCCUGUCCUGAAUGAUUUUUCAAUUAAUGCUCUAAGCUUAACCCAUGUUGGGUAAUAGAAAGACAUAGCCAGCAGUAUUACUACGUAGACCUUGCACAUCUUACUUUUGUUUUGCAUUUUUAAAAAUUUCUUAAUUUGUUUAUUUCUCUUCAGAAAUAGCGUUUUUAACAGUGUAUGUGCUUUUUUAAAAAGUAUUGUGAAUGAGAACCCUGUGGAUUUUUUUUAUUUCAUUUGUUUGUCAUAAUAAGCUAACGUAGAAAUGUUGUAGGUUAACCAUAUCUGUGGAAAUAUGCAGUUGGAAGUCAGAGCCUGACAUCACAUAGUUUUGCCAAAGGGAGAGAGCUAAGCUGGAAGAUGUUUUUGAUACUUUCGGCUCUAAACAUUAAUGGAUGUUUGCGUAGAGUAAGAUAGCGUUCAAAUUUGGUUAAUAGUUUAUAGAUAGACUUGUGGCCUCUGACUGACUAAAUUUCUUAACAGCACAGAAGUCGUUGUUUUUCUGUCUUUAAAAUUUAUUCAUUCAGAAAAUUAGUCAUUGCUUUUUAAGAUUAUUUUAGCAUUUGAAGCAAAUUGAAAACAGAAAAGUGACUUAAAAUAGUGUAGGUGAAUUUUUUAUCUAUAAUUUACCAAAUAAUACCUGAUAAUAAUUCAAAGAAAAUAUGUUACCAAAAUAUAUUAAAUAUAUAGGUAGUUCAUUCGUGGGAAGAUGAAUCUUCUUAUUAAGCCUGCCCUCAAUUGUAAAUAAGUGACUCAAAAACUCAAAAUGUUCAUCAGCAUUCAGGUCAUUUGUUUCACCCUUAGCCAAGAAGAACUCAUUAGAAAUUCAGUUAUAAUUUCAAUUUAAGCCUGUUUAUGAUAAGCAUAAUGAUUGGCAUGUUAUAUAGCCUGUUGAAAAUAACUACAGAAUGACCUUCCAGAGCACUGUUUUUGGCCUCGUGCCCGCUCUGUUCAGGCUCUGCUUGUUUUUCAGAAUAUGAUUUUUACCUCCAGACAGUAAGAAUUGAACAAGAACUGAUCAAACACACCUUCCUAUUUUGUUUUCUUCACUAUGUAAAUAUUAUUUGGGCAAACAUUACAAAAAGGGAUCCAAACAAUUUGAGUUUCAGUAUUUUUUUCUCCCUAGGCAUGUGCUUCAAUUUCAAAUAUUUUUUUCUGUGUGGAAAAUGCCAUGUAACUAUUGCACUACCUUCUGUGUGGACUGUGUUGGUAUUGGUUCUUUCUGUAUAUCAAAAGUCAGGGUGUUUAUAACUGCAAAGUUUGUAUAAGUGGCUUUAUUCCUCUUCUAGAAGAUUUAUGAGGAGCCUAGGAAGCACUAUUGGUACAGGAGGAAAAAAGAAUGGAAAACAUGUUUACAGACUCUAGCUUUCCUUAUUAGCUUAAACUGGGGCCCUCAAAGAGCAGCCUGUUGAUCUUUUGGCCAAAUGACUUGAGCAUAAGUCUUUUAUUUCUUUUUAAGGUUAAAUCGUAAACUGUAUACCUUUACUACUGAAAACAAAACUAUAGGGCAUCAUACUAAUUGAAAAUCAAUAGUAAUGGGUUCCAUCCAUUAGCUUUUUAAAUGAAUAGAUCUGGUAUUGAUUUCCUUCCUGUUUUUUUGAGGCACAUUCCUUUACAACCAGUGUUUAAACCACCACGUAAUCAUCUUCUGCAAACAAGGGGUGCCAGUGUUGCCUAACAGAAGAUAAUCUUUAAUAAAGCAAAUCCUCUGCUUCAAAGGUUUUUGAAAUAAUUGGAUCCCUUUUUGAAAAGGAAGAUGAGUUUAACUGUGUCCAGGUGGAGUAAUAGUACUGCUGUUGCAUGAAUAGAUGAUACAAAGCAAGUGAUGAGGUUGGUAUGACUUCUUUAGUGACCUUUUAGGGUUUGCUUUUAUUUUCCUCUCUUUUUUGUAUUAUUUCUUUCAAACAUAGUAAAUAUAUGAUUUUACAGCCAAAGUGGUAUUCUGUUUUUUCUAAGCUUUGAGAUACAAAUAUUGCUAUUUAAUCACAUUGAUGAUGAAUUACUUUCCAUGUGAACCUUCUCAAAAUGAUUUAAGUACCUUUGAUUUUGCUCCCCUAAAAAUGGCUUGUGUCUAAAGUGACAUUUUUUUCCCUAUUUGGAGGGUUCUAAUGAAAGAGAUCCAGGCAUAAAAACUCUUUUGCUUAUUGAAAGCAAUUUGAUUACACCUAUGUUUCAGGUUAUAGUGGGGAGAAAAUUUGGUCAGUGCCUUAUUAUUUGAAGAGCAAUUUUAGGGCAUCAAGUAUGACAAUAAUCAUGUGCCCUCUUGCUCCUCUUAUUUCAGGAGUGUGUGCUAUCCCUCUCUCCACCAGCUUAAUCUUUCUCACCCCAAGUCUAACAAAGUCUUUACAGAAACCUCUGUAGGUGAUUGUUGCAGUCUUCCUUGGUUUUUGAGUCUUUUUAAACAAGCUCCUACCCUGCUUCUAUCCUUUUAGAGUAGGAGAUUAAAAAUAAACCCACCCCAGUCAACCUUUAGAUAAGCACUCUUAAAAACAAAUUUGAAGAGCACUCUUCAGCCAAGUUCAUUUUUAUUUUGUUGUUGAUGUUUUGAGCAUACAUUUAAUUGUAAGGCCUUUUGGAAAAGCCCUAAAAGAAUAAGAUACAACCAGAAAUAUUUGAGUUUUGUUAAAUGUACUGAAAUCUUGUAAUGAAAAUCCCUUUGGCCAGAAAUGAGAUUUAUUUCCAUUUAUUUUUACAUUUAAGUAACACUCAAAACAAACAAGUAGUCACUUAACCUGCCAGUUAUUAUUUUCUUGAAAAUAUACAAGAAAGUAAAAAUAUCUCUAAUAUAUAAGUUAAAGGAAAGUUAAGAGACUAAGCUAGUUUUUUCAGUGAAAGCAAAGUUGGAAAUAUUUUGCUUCUCUCAGAUUAUUGGAAGACCUAGAGCUACUGGAUGUUAACCUGAAUCAAGAUGUUCUUUUCACAUUUUUUUAAAGGGCUAGUAUGUUCCAGAGUAGGCAAGUAGUCAUUCAAGCCAAAUGAAAGAGUUAACUGGUCCUUGAGGAGUGUUAGCAAAAUUUAAAUUUUGACCCUGGCCAUUUGUACUACAGAAGUGAUUAUGGGAUUAAAAGAAUACAUAAUUACAGUGUUUUGGGAUUGGGCUCUUUUUUUUCUUAAUAGAAAAGCAGAAACUUCAUAAAUAAUAGCUGUGCUUUAGAUACCAGAUAACAAAUAUUGUUUCCCCUGAAGAUAUGACCUACUAGAACUACUCACAUAUAUAGUCCAAUAAUUACUGACUUAAUAGGUAUGGUAAAAUAGCUGAUAAUAAGUCAGACUCUCAAGAGUUUCUGUACCUUGAUUAUUGACAAAUUCAUUGUUUUACAUCCUACUAAAGAACAUGUGUGUGGGGAGGGGGUGGGGAACUGGUUCACAACAUAAUCUGAAGGAGAUCAAACAUCUGUAAGGACAGGUACCCAGUGAUGAUAAUAUAUCUGAAAACACAAGCCAUUUUUAUUCUUUAUCCCAAUUAACUUGAGGUACUCUAAUGAUGAAGCACUCGAUUGCACUAUGACCUCCUUGAGUGAUGUGCAGCUUGGUUCCUCUCUCACUUUUUGUUUCUUUUUAAUAUGCAAAUGUGAGUGUGCGAUCUUCAGUGUGUCUGCAUAAGCUAACUUAAGAUGAAUUUAAGUACAGUUUUCUGAAAUAUUUCUAUUGAAAUAAAUUACUUAAAAUUA